ACGAUCAAAUUACAGAAGCAGAAAAAAUAAUAAAAGAAAAUUUGAGGAAAAGAGAGAGAUGCAUACACAAUAUACACUUUGGUAGCCAUUGAUGAAGCUCUAAUUCUCCGAAAUUAGCUAUGGAUUCUACUUUAUUUUUGGUGAGGGAGAAUGGAUGGUGGGAAUCGCUGUAUUUAUAGUUGCUCUGCUCCAACCUUUCUGCUGGGCCACGCGGGUUUCUUCUUCUUCCUCACCCCUACAGCUCCGGAAAAAGAAGCCCAAGCACUGACUUCCAUUUCUUGAAAAAAAUCAGCAAAAGCUUAAAAUUUUCCCUUUCUUUUCUUGUUAAAGAGCAAAAUUAGGACUUAGAAAUCUUUCCCCCUGCAGAAAAAUUUCAGAUCUGCUCUGUUUCUCCCCCUUUGUCUGUCCGCUGUUCUGCUGGGUGUGAAUCCUUUGGGAUUUUCGUUUUCAUGAUUUCUUCUUCGGUCUCCGUCGGCCUCCAUACCCGCCAGCUCUGGUUUUGGCUGCUGGAAAAAUUCUGGUAUGUUGAUGGCAUCUUUAAGUCCGAAAAUGGUUAAUUAAUUGCUGCCCUGAAUCUUCGAAUUUUCUGCCUUGAUUUGUCCUUGUACUGUUCGGAUUUUCUGCUGAAAGAGGGAAGAAUUCCGACAACAGUGAGAUGAUUUUUCUUAGUUUAAUUCAUGUAAAAAAAUUAUCUUGAUUAGCUGCUGUGAGGUUCUGGAGAAAAAUCCCGUGAAUUAGCUAUUGUUUUGCCAAAUUUCUGGAAGUUGCAGUUACUGUUGACUGCAUGAUUACUGUUUAUGAGUACUGUUUACGAUACUAUUCACAGAUUAUUGUUUACGCACUAAUGGCCAAUGAUAGAAAGGUUUAAAUGUUUAGUUUCUAAUAAGACUGAAAUUAGAGGUGUCCGAUCAUGUGGAGGUUAAUUUAAAUAGCAUCUUGAUUAGGGGGUGAUCCUAAUAAUGUUUUCACUUUGAAUUUGAGGUAGUACGGUAUUAAUUCUGAGGUAUUUUGAUUAGAUUCUUGAGUGUUCUAUCACUUGAGCACUUGGCUUGAGUUUCCGGUAUUACGGAUUUGAGGUAAGUAAAUUAUGGUAACGCCUUUUGAUUUCAAAGUGAAAGCAUAUUUUAAAUCGUUUUUGAGAUGGUGGUAAGGUUUAAAUUGAUUUUGUUGAUACUGAGCAUGAUUGGUUUGAAAUGAAAUUAUUUUCAUUUUCAUUGAGUAGAGCAUGCUUACUUGGAAUUUGCUUAAUUGCUCUGAUGAUUUGAGAAUUUUUGUAAAUUAUGAGUUUCUUGUUAAAUCUAUGCCCACAUGGAAAUUUUUCUAUUAUUUCUGGAAUUUGAGAUUUGAUUGGAAAUUACGGAUUUUUUUUGUAAAUCCUGCAUGGUUUUGUCUCUGAUAUAGUCAUGAUUACUGAUGCCCGCUAGUGGGAGUUUG
Messenger RNA from Rubroshorea leprosula, 1434 nucleotides. The record is from the annotation of a GenBank genome assembly. Lineage: Eukaryota; Viridiplantae; Streptophyta; Magnoliopsida; Malvales; Dipterocarpaceae.